AUGGACUCCCUUGGCGCAUCUGCCGAGGCCGACGGGGAGCUCCGCGACGCUAGCCACAGACCGCAGUGUGCCUUUUCUCCACACCUCGCCGCUUCUUCUGCUUCGUUUCGCAUCGCUUCCACACGAAACGCCGCGAGCUCAGCAGAUACCCUCCAACCCUCGCUACCUAGAACUUCCGCGUCUGACCAUCCCCAGUCUGGAAACUCAGAGUAUGCAACUCCCAAAGGGUCCAAGCGUGGCAAAAAGACACCCGAGACCUUCGCGCGAUCUCCAAGCCAGGGAGGUAGUCGCCUUGACUCCGACGGAGGUCGGCGGACCAUCCAGGGUCGACCUACCCCGUGGCGCGAGGCAUCUGGUCAGGACUUUGAGCCGGAACCUUCUCGAUUCCAUGUGCCGAGGCCGUCGCAUAGGCGCGACGACCUUCUGACGCUGCCAGGGGUCGCCGGCGCCGUCUGCGCUUGUCUGCUUGAGCUCCAAGCUGCGCAUGCAGAGGGCGGAUGGGAGGAGAUCUACAGUCUCUCUGGAGAGCUGCGAAAGGCGCUCCUCGUGCCGACGCCGCCCGAGCAGUCCAGGAAGCCUGCCGACACCGGAGCAGGUGUCCCAGUCCGCGCAGAAGAUGGAAGAAGCAACGGCAGCCAGGGCCUCGAGGAUCGCAGCGGAUCCCUGGAGAGAAGACGCCUGAGACCCGCAGGGGGCGCGCAUCCGUCUGCGUCGUCACCGUCUCCACGGCCCUCCUCAGGCGUCACCAUCGACCCCGAGACAGAGGAACCCACGGGCGGGAGCCAUGAAGCAACGGGUGGACCUCACCCGGAAGAAAAUUCCCCGCGCGUGUUGGUUCGCUCGAGACGCGCUGGAGACAACUGUCAGAUAUCGGGUGGGGGGGUGCUUUCGAGUCCGCCUAUCUCUGGCGCCGGGGUCACUUCGAAAGGAAGCGCCAGCGAGAGGCUCCCGAAUGGGCCGCUACCCCUCUCGCGAGGGUCCCCAGGCUUGGCGGAAGCGUCGUCGGGGGUCUCGCGGGGGUCGCGCGACUUCUUCGUGGGCUCCACUGCCUCCUUCCGGCAAAGCUCCUCUGCCGUGUUUCAACAGAUUCGCUCCUCUCUGCGCAGCGCGCAUGCAAGAAGAGAAAGAAGUCCCAAAGCAGACGGAGACGACGAGUCCGGCGACGACUUCGUUUGGCUCGUCACGAAGCAGAAGGACGAUAACGAAAAAAAGACUCGCCGCUUCGCUCGACUUCGACACGACGCGAUUCUGUGUUUUUUUCAAGCCGAGGUCGACGCCUGUCUCCACCUCGGGAAGUUCGACGAAGCCGAGGCGCUGCUGAAGGAAUUCCUCGAACGAGGGGUCCAAGAAGGCAUUCAGAGUUUCGCCGCAACCCGUCAGGCCCUCGCAGGCCUCGCGCCGCCGCUCAGGGCCCUCUGGACCCGCAGAAAAAAGGCCCCCGAGACAGGCGUGGAAGGUGGUGACUGUGUGGGGCGGAGGCAGACAGCGUGCGGCGGGGAUGGGGCGGGGGUGGAGCCAGCAAAUGCGCAACAUGGAAGUGCAUGCAGCAGAGAUUUGACAACGCAUUCUAGGUGCUUGGAAGCCGAGGCGCGAAUACGCAAGGCUUCCAGGGAGACAGCCUGCGACAUGCCCGCAUUCUCUCUCAUCCCUUUCUUUCAAACGGCGAAUUCGUUGGUGGGACAACCGCGUCAUCUGCGCAGUGCACCUUCCACACUGCCUGCAUUGUUCUCUUCUUCGUUGUGUCCUCCCGUCCCUCAUUUUCCUCCACUCGAUGUCUGGCUCUUAUGGGUGAAGACGCUCCUUCGGGUCGCCUCCUUCGGGGCUCUACACGAGGCUCUGCUCGCGGCGCCUUUGCCGGCGAUCUGGGCCUUGCUUGGGACGUGUCUCCCUCCUUUCGGAGGCGCCGGGACACCGCGCGCGGCUCUGCUUAAUCCGCUUCAGCCCGUUUUGUCUCUAUUUCUCUCCGCGAGUCCUCCACCUGUGGAGAUGCCAGGCGACCGUUGCGACAGCCCCCUUGCCUCUGCAUGCUGUCUCCGCGGCUCGAACCCUGACGGCCCCGGACUGCAGGUGGCCGACCUCUCGGAACUUGGGCGUCGCCCGGACUGCCUUUCUGGAUGCGCGACACGCGACGCGACUCCCUUCGUCUUCUUUUCCCCCUUCUUCUUCUUCAGAAACUUUGCGCGACUCUCUGCGCCUCGUCAGGUUCUGGUCCUCGAGGCCCUGGGAACGGUCGGGCUCCUCUGCAGCCUUACGCGUCUCCACGCAAUAGCUAGGGGCUUCUACGAGCUUCUGCUUCUUCUCGCAUGUCCCCUCCGUGUCCUGCUGGCAAAGCGGCGCUUCCCGGAACUUCCAGUCGCGGCUGGGGGCCUCCUGUUGCGGCUCCAGGCGCAGCAGUCCCGCGCGCAUGCAGUUGGGCUCCAGACUCUUUGGCUCGCCGGGCUGCGGUCUCCGUCCCCGGGGGCCACAGACGGGCCGGAUGUUGCUUUCGACCUUCUCGUCCGGGGUUGCUGGGACGUCCCCAGAGUUCCGCGCUCUUCCCCUCACCCCUCGUUUGAAAGUCUCUUUUUAGCCUUUCUUCCCGAGUUCUUGGAGUCUUUCUGGGACCGUCGGAGACACAGGCGCCUCUCGUCACCCUCGGGCCGCCUGGACGCUGUGCUUGAUUUUGCGGAUAUCCAGAGCCUUGCGUGCAGUCACUCCCGGCUGUCUCGCCCCCUGGCCUCAGAGGCCUGCUGCGCCCGCGCACCCCAAUGCCGCUCCAGACUGUGGCUGUCGCGCGUGGAGCCCCGCGAGUCCCAGGAGCCCGCUGUCCGCCGAGCCGGGUCUGCGGCUCUACGCAGGGGCUUCUCGUUUCGUCACGUUUUUCUUGGAGGUGAGCAAACGCAGCACGAGACUAGGAGGCACCGGCUCUCUCCUGUUCGCGUCUCCGGCACAAACGACACGCUGCACCCCGAGGGUCACCCGGGGUCGGAGGCCCGCGAGUCUGUCUGCACCGGGCCGAACCGACCCUCGGUCCCCACUUCGCAGGCUCUCUCAGUCGCGUCGUCGCUGACCCCCCGCGGGGACGGGAAGGUGCAUGCCUGCGCCCCUGAGAUUCGUCAGGCCCCGACGGCAGUGGCCUCGAGCCUUUGGACCGUAGCCGCGGUCGAGCGGAGUCUCCACCAGUGGCGAACAGAUGCUGCAGACGGCGGCUUCCUCCGGGGCCUGCUGGCCGACCCCGUCGUCCCCUUCGACAGGGGAACCCUCAGAGGUCUCGGAGCCAUCCGCCGUCGCGUGUGGCUCGCUGCCCAGGACCUGGUACUGGGCCCAGAGGCCUCGCUCAGUUCCCAAAGCCCUCUGAGUCGCCGGCUGGCCCUCUGGAGGAUCCAUCAAGAGGCCCAGACGGCGCGCGAGUUGCAGGGACUCGCCGCCGAGGUCCGCGGUGAAGGGUCCAGGCUCUCAAGUGCCUCGUUUUGCGGCCCAAGUGCAGGGCGCUCCCCGGAGGCCGGGGGGCCAACUGACGCGCUCGACGGUAGGUGGGUCGGGAAAGCCGUGCGCCGCGCGGCCUCGACUGCAGGCUCUGGAGGCCGUGAGUCUGUCUACGCGUCGAUCCGAAGGGCCCUCACAAAGACCAUCAAGACCUCAUUGCUGGGAUUGCCGGAAGAGACGAAAGAAGCAGACGAGAACGGAGAUACCCGAAAAGCCCGCUGUGACCUGAGUCAGCACAUGGGCAGACUCGCGUCGCCACCCCACGAGGGCCCUUCGCCGCGCGCGUCGCCGCAGGCCUCCUGGGAGGCGCAGGAUGGGGGCACCGAGAGAGGAGGCCCCGGGACUGAGCCAGGGGGCGAUGAGAGCCCAAACGUUUUGUGGGGCGCCUUGAGCCUUGCAGACGCCGGCGAAGAAAUCCCGGCCCUAUCCUGCAUGCUUGCGGAUCCCACGGCCCUGGCGGGGGAUAUAGGCCCUGUCGGCCGAGAGGGGACAGGCACCCACAGGGCCCAGUCUGCGGGCAAGCGGACUCUGUUUGCGGUAGGUGGAGUGUGUGAGGAGGCUGCGCGGAGGCUGCAUUUCGGCGGAUCUCUUCUCGCCUUUUUGCCCUCAUGCGCGCUCGACGCGCGGUUCGUGUUCUCUCUCCAUCUGCAGCAACUAAAGGAAUUUGAAAGCUACCGCCCAUGCCCCUUCAAGCGCAGCCGCCUCGCCAGUCUCCUCGCCCUCUGCUGCUGUCGCCCUGGGGACGGACUCGAAGACCCGCUGAAACUUUACGCCUCAACGGUGGUUCGCGACCUCCGCUGGCUAGAGGGAAAGGCCCCUGGGCCAUACCGCGGAGCGAAGCUUCAAGCGGCGGGUCUGCGAGCUCUUGCAGACGCCUCACCAGUCCCUGAGGACCGAGGCCCCGAAACGACCGCCCCGGAGACAUGCCGAGGUGGGGCGAGGGAGCGGGGCGCGGCCUGCCGUCUCCUGUCUCCGAAGCCGUCGAGCCCUCUUGCGGAGGCUUCCAGGCGGGCUGCCCGGGCACUCGAAGCCACUGCGGAAUCCGCGAGAAGAGAAGGAUGGGGAGGGACAGGGCGUCGCACGCCGGGCCAGCGAAGGGAAGGCGAGAACCACGGUGACAAAGAGACAGAGAUCCUAGACGGAACGGAACGAACGGCUGCGCUAGCCGGGAGAGCAGUCGCCCCGGCGGACGGACAAUGGGGGAACACGGGGGUCGAUGGAGACGGGGACGAGGCCGACGAUGAGAACGGCGAACGAGCAGAAGAGGAAAAGGCCCUCGUGUGGGGCGGAGGGACUCGUGUGGGGUCGGCAGUUAUCAACAGUCUCCUGGCCUUCCUCCUGGAAACAAGUGAGCUGACUGCACUGCACCUUCUCCCCUACGCUGCUUAUUCUUUCCAGAGCGGCGAGCGCGUCCUUGCGCUGCGCUGGACAGGCCCGAAGGAGGCAGUCUCCUCGAGGGGCACGCCUUCGGAGGCGACCGGCGAGCCCUGGAGCCGCGCAUGCAUCGUGAAAUGUGGGGUGCCUGGCGGCGGCAGGGGCGCCAGGGGUGGCGACUCAGCCGGGGCCCCUGGAAUCGGCGUGGCACUCCCGCAGCUAGCUUCCCUGUUAGAGCAGACAGCCUUGUUGUCGCUGUCGUCGAAAUUCAACGAGAAUCUGAUGCAGCGGCUUCUCGAGCGUCUUGCCCUCACGCAGUUUCUCCAGGGGAACUUCCAGCUGUCUCUGGCGGCCUUCGAACAGCUACAGGAGCGAAGCAAGUCGACGUUGCGAUCCUUCGAGGACGCGGACGGUGUUCGGCUUAUAGACGGAGAGGCCUGUGAGGAGCUAUUCGGAGCAGGCAACUCGGGAUGUUUCUCCUUAGGCUUCGUUGCCUCGGUAAAAGCGACCCUGUUGCUCGCCUAUCUUCAGCGACCGGUCACGGCAGGGCUUGUCUUGGCCGAGGCACUUUCAGAAGUCGCGUCGAGGCAGAGAGCUCGAGUCAAAGAGAAAGAAGCCGAAAGUCGAGGAGACGCUCUAGUUAUGCCGGUUGAACAGGCGCCUCGGGCGGAGGCGAAGGAGACCCCUGGAGAGCGGUUGCUGCCUGAUUUGGUGCCCGGGGCCAGCGAGCAAGUGGAAAAAGAAGAGAAAAGAAACGAAUCUGAGAGAAACUCAGGGGGAGAUAGACGGAAUGGAGGAAGAGAGCGCACGAACUCGAAGGCUUCCGAUCUUUGCGUAAGUCGACCCCAGAGAAGCCCCAUUGUGAGAUGUCGUCCCUUUCGAUCGCUUCGUCCCCCUUCUUCGUUUGAAAGAGACGAGGCAGCAACUGUUAAUCUUCUUCUUCUUUUGGGGCAAGCCGCUCUUCUGCAGGCUCGCCAGACUCGUCUCUUCGACGUGCCGCCGAGUCUGCUGCCUGCCGAGCCGCUGCCGUGCUCCUCUUCGGCGAACAGUGUCUCGCAGCUGGUGGUUGAAAAGGAGACCUCUGGGGCUCCAGAGCGCGCGCGGGGAACCGAGGCGGGCCUGACGGCCGCCCAUGCGGGCCGCGCGGGCGGCGGAGACAAGGCGACCGCCACAUCCCCGGCCUCUGCCGCUAACAAGAAGGAAAGCAGCGGCUUUCUUGAGUUUCGCUUCGGAGACGAGAGAAAAGCGGAGAUUGCCACGUACCCCAAUCUCGUCAGUCGGGCCUUCCGGUGUGGGGCCUCUGCCCUGCGGCUCUGGGGCGGAGCCGUCGACUCCCGGGUCUGGGCGCUGCUCGCCUCUACUGCAAUGCAUGCAUUUGACCUGCCAGCAUGCGCCGAAUUUUCUAGAAAGGCCCUCCUUCUCGACCGCAGAGACACCCGCGCCUGGCUCAUGCUCGCCUGGUGCCACUCGGGGCGCCUCCCCGUCCUGCCGCCUUCCCAUGAAACUCAGAGCACAGUGAGCGCCGCGGAGACACCCUCGGAGCCCGGUUAUGGGCUCGAAGGCCAGAGACAGCAAGAGACGCGCGGGAGGUCUGGGACUGUGCCGCACAGGGCGGGUGCCGCAGCCGACAGAGUUGGAGACAUCAACCGCGCCUCAGGCGACAGUGUGUGCGGUAUCGGGGUGGCGAGUCCUUGGUCUCGCUUUCCAGCCGCACCAGUGCUCGACGCCUGUCUCCUCAAAAACUCAGGGGCCUCAGCUGUCUCUGCCGUCACGCAGGGUCUCUCCGUCGAUUCCGGAAUCGUCCCGUUUCUCUCCGUCUUGAGCAGCGCCCUCGAGGAGCACCCCACAAGUCUCUCUUUAGUCAUCGCCAAGACGUGGACUCAGGCACGACACUCGCCUUCGUUUCGUCUCUUCAGCUUCGGCGAGUGUCUCGGAAGCGCCCUUUGGGAUGCCGAUCCUCCGCCGUCUGACCCUUUCAACAGCCUCCGUCCUCCUCUCUCUCCGGGAAGAAGGCGAGCACGGGAGACAGUCAAUCCAUGCGUUCAUAACGCCUGCGACGAGGCCGCGGGUGGAACCUCAGGUGUCUCGAGCGUCUCCGGGGGGCCCACACGACGGACUUGGGCGGUAGGAUCUGAGGAGCCUCACGGGGCUUUUGAUGCUGACUGCGGGUCUUGGAACAACUCCUCGUCCGUCGUGAACGGAGACAGACGAGUCGCGAGGAGUGAGGGGAAGAACGAACCUUUUGAAGGGCAGACGGUCCCAGGCGGCCGCCACACCUAUGGGGCUGCUUCCCUCGCUGGCGUCUCCGAUGGUGCCUACACCAGUUACGAGUUGUUCUGGCUAGCUGAGGAGCGGCGACAUGCGGCCCUCAGUCUGGACACCGACGACGGGUGUGCGCGGCCUUUUCUUCCUUCUUAUUCGAACAGCCUCGGUGGGCUUUUUUCGCAUGCAUGCGCCCCGGCCAGCACCCCCGAAAGUGGAAGCAGCGCGCUUGGAGACAGCUCUGGAUUGGCGCAUUCUCCGCCGUUGGCGCAUGCGCGUGUGCUUCCCACCGCCGGCGCCCAGCAACGCGACAGAGGCUCUGGAUUUGAGAGACUGUCAGAGCCCGGCAGGUGGAGUCACUCGCGUCUCUCAUCUUCUUCUCUGUCGGCGUUCCCUGUUUCGUCGUCGCUUUUGGAAAUGCAGCGUUCACAUGAGAGAACGCGUCGUUCGCCGUCCUUUCAGGCCUUCUGGGGUUCGCGGCUCUUCUCUGUUGAAGCGACUGUAUGCGACAUGGCGGCCUUUUUCUCCGCUGUACGACGAGACAUCCACAGGAGCAGCCUCACCUCCGCAGCGGGGACACCCUGCUGCUUCAGCUGCCAUGCCUCUCGCCAUGUCCACUUGCUUCCCUGCGCCAUGCAUGCACUGCAGCGCCUGAGCGCCGAACUCGCCACUGAGCACCAGCGCGCUUCCUCCUCUCCAUGCCUCUCUGUCGGGCCUCGCUGCGGCGCCGGUGCCCGACCUCCAGAGAUGUCGCAGAUGCGCUCUGCCCUCCGUUGUUCUUCUCCUUGCUCUGGAUGCGACGCGAGGCAUCGGCGAUUCGUUGGCCGCGACAACUCGCUUUCUUCCGUGGCUUGUGCGGCCGCUUCUGGCGACGGAGCCGCAGCAGGUCAGGGUCUGAGGGAGGUGGAGACACUGUGGGAGGCCGUCCCUCCUGCCGACUCAGGAGACAUCCGAGUCGCCAUCUCAUCUACCUUCGGAACCGCAUGUUUGCUCCACGACUGCACAGGCGAGUUCGCGUUCUACGAAGCGGCGAGGAAGCUCGAGGGGGGGACGCCAGCAACGGUGCGUCGGAAGACAGAGGCCCACCCUGGCGCCACUGCCUCACUGACUGAUCAGGGCAGUCCGCUCUACUCGGGGCUCACACCGCCCGUGUCUGGCGGCCAGGGAGCUGCAACGUGGAGACACCCGGGAGGAAGGAAGAGUUCCCUUGGCCUCGGAGGCGUGAUGGACGCGAAACACAUCGAAAGAGAGACUGCAGGAUGGAUGGCCCUGGUCGAACUGCUUUGUCACCUCGGGGCAGCGUCCGCCUGCGUUCGAGCGGCUCUCCAAAUUGCGGAGCUCUUUCUCCACUGUCUCCGCGGGGUCGCUGCGACGCCGGUCGUGCAGCCCAACACUGGGAGUCCCCGAGCGCGCUCCCCUGGAGGGCCGCGCCGGAGAGGAGGCGCAGAACGCAAGAGCAGCAAGAGAAGAGACGAACACUCGAGUCCGCGACGCAGACGCCACUCAAGUGUGGCGUUCUCCACGAAGCGCGCGGGGCGCCGCCGAACCGGGAGCGCCUCGAGCUGGCGAGGAGACGCUUCGCCUUAUCGCCAUGAAGCCGACGGCCUCGGGCAGGGACACAGUGACGUCGUGUGCCAGCGGUGUGGGGUCUUAGGCCCAGCAGCCGCAGAGGAACUCCUGGAUCGCGCGUCACAGUUGCAUGCCUGGUCGGCCUCGUCGGAACACUUGGCUGGGCGCGGAGACACUCCGGAGACAGGCUCGUUGGGGUCCAUGGGCCCUCGCGGGACUUCGAGAGACAGUUGUCUGUCAGCAGCCCCGAAGCACGGCCUCCAUGCCGCAGUGGUUUCGAACGCGAGCCCAGUGUCACGGGCCGCAGCCGAAGGAUGGUCGGCAGGAGAGUUUCUUGGAGUGAAGCUCGAGUUUCUCCGGCUGUAUGCGGACUAUUUCUGCGCCGAAGAAGAAGAGAGUAUGAGGGCGGAGGCGGAGGCUCAAGCCUGUCCUCCGCUCCAGGGUGCCUUCGCGCCUCCGGCCGCGACACGGAGUUCGCCACCUACCUCCACUCUCUCCCAUCUACAAGCCGACGUCGUGGACGCCAGCGAGCGUCGGCAUCACUCUGACCCUCACUCUUGCAGCUCCUCGUUCGAUGGCAUUUUGAGAAAAGCGUCAAAGGUUUUCACAGGUCACGAGAAACUUCCUUCGCUUCGUCUGUCGGGAUUUCGCUGGACUCUCCACAAGACUCACGAGGCCGAGGGGGGCAUCGUCCGGGCCACCUCGUGCUGGGACGAGGGGCUCUGGGGCUCAGGAAUGCCAAGGCCCUGCACCCCACAGAGCCCAGGUGACAAAGGAGACACCUGUUGGGCGGAGCACCCCGGCGCCCCUGGCGAAAGUGUCUCCUUCGCGGGUCUCACCGCUGCAGCCGCCGCGGCGCUGGCGACCGGCGCGGGCCUGUCUCCUGCCGGGCCUUGGAGACACCCCUGUGAGGUGGGCCCCACAGGACUGCCCCCCGCCGCGAGCCCCAGGUGUUUAAACAACCUGUUGGAGAGAGUUCGCGGCUUCCGGUGCAUGCACCCGCACUCGCGCCCGGCGCAGCUCCUCGAGGCUCGGCUCCUGUACAGACAGCGGGCCCUGGGGAGCUGCCUGCCCCUGUUGGAAGGCCUCGUCGACCUCGACACUCAAACCAUGUAUCUGGACGGAGACACGGACUUUCUCCAGGAGGCCCUCGCAGCGUAUCUUUACGGGAAAUGUCUGCAGGCGCUGGGCCAGUUUGACAAAGCCUCCAGAGCUUUUGAACGAGCUAUGCGCCUCUACUUCAACGCCCCGAUGAUGAACGCCGGUUUGGUGGAAACGAGCGUCCUGACAGGGCCUUCGCUCUUGGGGUGA
Messenger RNA from Toxoplasma gondii ME49, 9981 nucleotides. RefSeq names its product tetratricopeptide repeat-containing protein. The coding region runs from base 1 to 9981 and encodes 3326 amino acids. The record is from RefSeq and is a predicted model, not a curated record. The transcript has a single exon. Gene Ontology annotation, molecular function: protein binding. Lineage: Eukaryota; Apicomplexa; Conoidasida; Eucoccidiorida; Sarcocystidae.